GCGAUUACUAUCACUGGUACUGUAGACAUUAUAAAAUCCUCUCUGUCCUACAACUCACGUAAAACGUAAGAAAUAUGCUUCGCAACUCAAAGUAUUUGUUCAAUCCAGAUGAUAAUUUUGUCCCCUCAAAAUUACAUUUGGGGGAAUUCUUUAUCAAGACAUUUAAGAAGUAUGGAGACAAGGCUGCAUUGAUCAACGGCGCUACUGACACGACGCUCACCUACAAUGACAUACUCCAAGCGUCUAUGAAUAUUUCUGUUUGUCUCUCUGAACUCGGCUUGAAGAAAGGUGAGACGGUUGGCAUAUGUUCCGAGCCGACACUGGAGACAUGGUCUGUGAUCGUCGGAGCGGUCUGCACUGGAGGUGUGAUGACACCUUUAAACGUUCGAUAUGUAAAAGACGAACUGCGACAUGUUAUGAAUAUAUCAAAGCCGAAAAUUCUUUUUUGUUCAAAACAAGCAUACGAUAAUCAUGAAGCUAUAUUCAAAUCAUUAGUUUAUAUUGAAAAGAUUAUACUAUUUGGUGACGAGAGAGUAGAGGGUACAUUACUGUACGAAGACUUGGCGACUAUAACACCUAAUUCGAUGUUGAAAGAAAAUGUAAAUUAUGAAGAAUUUGAAGUAGUUGAUGUACAAGGUCAGAUUGAUACAGCUUUCCUGAUGUAUUCAUCAGGAACGACGGGAUUACCUAAAGGAGUUAUGCAAACGCAUCUAAGUGCCUUAAUUGUGUUUAACUUAUCGUGUUUACUAGAUCCAACACAUAUCGUGUUGAACAUAACACCCUGGUACCAUGCUAUGGGAUUAAUGAGCACGUUUAUAUAUCUGAGUCAUGGCUGCAAACAUGUCUUUUUACCAAAGUACGAGACUGACUUAUAUUUGAAGACCAUCGAAAAAUAUAAGGUGAACCUGCUAGUGUUGGUGCCGCCCGUGUUGAUGGCUCUUAUCAAGACGUCCUCGCAGUACGACCUCAGCUCAGUCCGGGCUAUUAUGAGCGCAGCCGCUGCACUUAGGAAGGAAACUAUCGAAGCUAUCAAUAAAAAAUUCAAAAAUCUGAAAGGCAUUUGUCAGGGAUAUGGUAUGACAGAAACUACGUUCGUUGUCACCAUGGACACUCUCUUCACAGAUGGCACGUGCAAGCCAGGCAGCGUCGGUAAAGUUGUACCCAACACGUUGAUAAAGAUAGCAGACGUAGCCACCGGAGAGCCUCUUGGUCCGCAUCAAAACGGCGAAGUGUGCGUUAAAAGUCCUCUCAUUUUGAAAGAUUACAUUGGACACGACAAAAAUUGUUGUUUAGACAAAGAUGGCUUCUUUAGAACUGGCGACGUCGGGUACUAUGAUGAAGAGAAGUAUUUGUUUAUUGCCGAUCGAUUAAAGGAAUUGAUCAAAUACAAAGCUUAUCAGGUACCUCCAGCGGAGAUAGAAGCAGUUCUGCUGCAGCACGAAGGAGUGCGUGACGUAGGAGUGGUAGGGCUGCCGCAUCCUGAGGCCGGCGAGCUGCCUGUCGCCUUCGUGGUGCCGCAGCCUGGUGCCAACCCUACCGCAGCAGAACUGCAGCAAUUUGUUGCUGAAAGAUUAUCAAAUCCCAAACAUUUAAGAGGUGGAGUACAUUUCGUGAAGGAAAUAUCUAAAACUGCAAGCGGUAAAAUACUGAGAAAACAUCUCAGAGAAUUAGCUGUUAAUUUACAAUAAAUAAUUAUAACUUAAGCAUAAAUUAAAUUUGUAUAACCGUGUAAUCCGAUUAUCGUAAAACUUGUAAUGAAACUUGUUUUUGUGAGUAAUAUUUCAUAGAGCAUAUGAGAGAUAUGAUUUUGUAUAUUUCUGUCGACAGUGGA
Messenger RNA from Papilio xuthus (Asian swallowtail), 1831 nucleotides. Its product is annotated as 4-coumarate--CoA ligase 1-like. The transcript is spliced from 9 exons. Bases 75 to 1688 code for a protein of 537 amino acids. NCBI's taxonomy places the organism in Eukaryota, Metazoa, Arthropoda, Insecta, Lepidoptera, Papilionidae. Gene Ontology annotation, molecular function: CoA-ligase activity. The record is from RefSeq and is a predicted model, not a curated record.